AUGACGAGCUGGUGGAAGAGGACUUGGCGUUAUCUCUCGUCGCAUUCCAACUUCUUCGUCGUGGCCGGAGGCCUCGUCGGUGGUGCCUAUCUCGUAUCUCAGUAUGCCAUCUCCAAGCUCCAGCAAAUCCAGGAGAAGCUCCUCAAUGACAAGAAUGCAAACGAGAACCUCCGCAGGAGAUUCGCUCAAAAUCAGGAAGACUGCACUUUCACCGUACUUGCUCUCUUGCCAACUUUAGGCGAUCAGCUAUUUGCCAAGCAUAAUGUCGAGGAGCUCACCGAAAGCUUACGUUCUCAAGCAGCUCCUCCCAUCUCAUCCGCUCCACUCGAACAACCUGCGCCCAUCGCUACCAACGACGCCCUCCAAGAAUCUGCAGCACCGCCCUCUGAACCCAACCCUGAGAUCGCGCAGGACGCACCACAAUCCGCCCCGACCCUGGCAGCCGAGCAGCCGACAGCACCACAGCAAACAGACAGCGCAGAAGCACCAUCUCCUCAGCUCAAUCCUCUUGCUAAGUCGUUCGUCCCCGGUAAUCUUACACCGCCCUCCAAGCCAGACCCCGUCUCUGCCGUCAACGGUGCCGAAACCGCAGCGCAGAUUGAGGACAAGCCUGAAGAGGCAGCAAAAGCUCCCACCAACGGCACCACAUACGCAGAGGCCGCUGCUUCUACAGUCCUAAACGGCACCCACCCGUCGACCUCCGAGUCUCUAUCCCUACCAUCACAGCCCACCAAAGCUGCCGACGCAUCACCUCGGGAUGCUGUCGCUCCUGUCAAGCCGGAUCACUCGCAUCUGGAUGCACAAGAGCAGCGCAACAGAAUUCUCGCAGAAAAGCAGGCAAAGCUUCGCCUCUGGAACAAUCUCAAAUUGACUGCCUUUACCCGUACCAUCACUUCGCUAUACUGUGUCGUCCUCCUCACCCUUCAGACUCAUAUCCAGCUCAACCUUAUCGGUCGUUUCGCCUAUCUCGCUUCGGUCCAAGCACUCGCCUGCGAGUCGCCCUCCUUGUCUGACCCUUCGAGCGGCCUCGACCAUGACACCGAACGCCUCUACCUUACUUUCAGUUGGUGGUUCCUCCGCCAAGGAUGGGACCGACUCUCCGAUCGCGUCUCCGCCGCAAUCGAAAAGACUUUCUCGCCGCUCUCUGUCAAGGCACAACUUUCCAUGGCCGACCUGAGGGCAUUACUCAACGAUGCACGCUACAUCAUCGAGCAUGAUGCACCAACUACUCCUCAGGCCUUAGAACAGCCAUCAUGGAAGCAAUCCAACUUCCUCCAGGUCCUCUUCCCCAACUCGAUCGACGAAGAAGUUGAUGUACUCGUCGGUGCUGGCGCUCUCGAAGCCGAUGGUGCACACUACGCUCUCGCCACAAAUCACAAGCUUCGAGCUCUUCUCGACGAGACAAAAGACGUCAUCGAGUCCAAAGACUUUGGUACUAUCCUUGCACUUUGCAUCGACCGCGUCUUCGAGAUCUUCUUCGACAGUCUUAACCCUACUUUUGGCAUCCAGAAGUCUGGCAAGCUGCACUCGACUAUCUCGGUCGAGCCCCUUUCAGCGCUCGAGUCGCGCUUUCAGGAGAUCACAGAUGAGAUGCAACAUGGCAAGCGCGUUCGUCUUGCUUCCCUCUUCCCUCUCGUUUCACGACAAAGUCAGAUGGCCAUCCGUGGCGUUCCCAACGAAUACAUCGAGGCUCUUGCCGACUCGAAAGAGUUGAGAGCCUUUUCCGCCGUUCUGUAUGCUGCCUGGUCAUCUUUGUAA
Molecule: messenger RNA, 1758 nt
Organism: Ustilago hordei
Lineage: Eukaryota; Fungi; Basidiomycota; Ustilaginomycetes; Ustilaginales; Ustilaginaceae
Exons: 1
Coding region: 1-1758 (585 amino acids)
Biological process (GO): protein import into peroxisome membrane
Cellular component (GO): peroxisomal membrane
Molecular function (GO): protein-macromolecule adaptor activity
Source: RefSeq, a predicted model, not a curated record